AUGACAAACUUUCGCAAAACCACACUUUCUAUUUCUCUCUUCUCCUUCUUCUUAUUCCUCUGCAAAUCUUCCAUAGCUGCAGAUACAAUCAAAAUAGGCGAGUUUCUCCGAGACGGUUCCAAUCACAAACCUUUAGUCUCUCCACGAAAGACAUUCGAGCUCGGAUUCUUCAGUCCCGGAGUCUCAACUCUCCGUUACCUAGGGAUUUGGUACGGCAACAUCGAAGAUAAAGCUGUCGUAUGGGUCGCAAACAGAGCAAAUCCGAUUUCAGACAAAUCCGGAGUCCUCACGAUAAGCAACGCCGGGAAUCUCGUGUUACUAAACGGACAGAACAUCACAAUCUGGUCUUCUUCAAACAUCGAAUCAACCAACAACAACAACAGAAUCGGAGCUAUACACGAUACUGGUAACUUCAAACUGACGGAAGCUAACACAGACAGAGUUAUUUGGGAGAGUUUCAAUCACCCAACGGAUACGUUUUUGCCUCAGAUGAGAGUUCGUGUGAAUCCCCAAACCGGAGAUAACCACGCUUUCGUCUCAUGGAAAUCAGAAACCGAUCCUUCUCCUGGAAACUACACGUUAGGGAUUGAUCCUUCAGGAGCUCCAGAGAUUGUGCUUUGGGGAAGGAACAAGACGAGGAAAUGGAGAAGCGGGCAAUGGAACUCAGCGGUUUUCACUGGGAUUCCCAAUAUGUCUCUGUUGACGAACUAUCUCUACGGGUUUAAGCUUUCUUCUCCUCCUGAUGAAACAGGUAGCGUGUACUUCACGUAUGUUCCUUCUGAUCCAAAUGUGUUGCUUAGGUUUAAAGUUCUUUAUAACGGGACUGAAGAGGAGUUGAGAUGGAAUGAGACUUUGAAGAGAUGGACUAAGUUUCAGUCUGAGCCUGAUAGUGAGUGUGAUAAGUAUAAUCGGUGUGGGAAGUUUGGUAUCUGUGAUAUGAAAGGAGCUAAUGGAAUCUGUAGCUGUGUUAAAGGCUAUGAGCAAGUCUCUGUUGGGAAUUGGAGUAGAGGUUGUAGGAGAAGAACGUUGUUGAAGUGUGAGAGGAAUGUUAGUGUUGGUGGUGGUGGUGGAGAGGAUGAGUUCUUGACUCUGAAAUCUGUGAAGCUGCCUGAUUUCGAGACUCCUGAGCAUAGUCUUGCUGAUCCUGAGGAUUGCAAGAGGAGAUGUCUGAGGAAUUGUUCUUGCUCUGCUUUUACUUUUGUUGGUGGUAUUGGUUGCAUGAUUUGGAACCAAGAUUUGGUCGAUAUACAGCAGUUUGAAGCUGGUGGGUCAUCGCUUCACAUCCGUCUUGCUGAUUCUGAAAUAAGGGAGAAGAAGAAGUCAAAGAUUGUGGUGAUUGUUGUUGUUGUUGUUCUUGCUGGUGUGGUUUUGUUAGGAAUCUUUUCUCUGCUUUUGUGGAGAUUCAAGAGAAAGAAAGAUGUUUCAGGUAAGGACACAGAUACAUCGGUUGUUGUUGUUGAUAUGAGCAAGAGCAAAGACACUACAACGGCGUUUUCAGGAUCAGUAGAUAUAAUGAUUGAAGGCAAAGCGGUUAACACAUCAGAGUUACCUGUUUUCUCUCUGAGUGCUAUAGUGAAAGCUACUAAUGACUUCUGCAGAGAGAAUGAGCUCGGAAGAGGCGGAUUCGGACCAGUCUACAAGGGUGUUCUUGAAGAUGGACAAGAGAUAGCUGUGAAGAGACUGUCUGGUAAAUCUGGACAAGGAGUUGAUGAAUUCAAGAAUGAGAUCAUUCUCAUAGCGAAGCUUCAACAUCGGAAUCUUGUGAGGUUACUUGGAUGUUGCUUUGAAGGAGAAGAGAAAAUGCUUGUGUACGAGUAUAUGCCUAACAAAAGCUUAGAUUUCUUCAUCUUCGAUGAAACGAAACAAGCGUUGGUAGACUGGAAACUGCGGUUUGCGAUAAUAGAAGGGAUUGCGAGAGGGCUGCUUUAUCUACACAGAGAUUCAAGAUUGAGAAUCAUUCAUAGAGAUUUGAAGGUUAGCAAUGUGUUGUUAGAUGCAGAGAUGAAUCCAAAGAUAUCGGAUUUUGGUAUGGCGAGGAUCUUUGGUGGUAACCAAAAUGAAGCUAACACUGUUCGCGUCGUUGGAACUUACGGAUACAUGUCUCCAGAAUACGCUAUGGAAGGUCUAUUCUCGGUGAAAUCUGAUGUAUACAGCUUCGGUGUCUUGUUGCUAGAGAUCAUUAGUGGAAAGAGGAACACAAGUCUUCGAUCUUCUGAACAUGGAAGUCUAAUCGGUUACGCUUGGUAUCUGUAUACACAAGGGAGGUCAGAGGAGCUUGUGGAUCCAAAGAUAAGGGCCACGUGCAAUAAGCGUGAGGCUUUGAGAUGCAUACACGUGGCAAUGCUGUGUGUUCAAGAUUCGGCUGCGGAGAGACCAAACAUGGCUGCGGUUUUGCUGAUGUUAGAGAGUGACACAGCGACGCUCCCUGUGGCAAGACAGCCGACGUUUACUUCUAACAGAAGAAACUCAAUUGAUGUAAACUUUGCUCUUGAUUCGAGCCAGCAAUACAUUGUUUCUUCUAAUGAGAUCACUUCCACUGUUGUUCUUGGACGAUAG
Microthlaspi erraticum is the source of this 2556-nucleotide messenger RNA. Lineage: Eukaryota; Viridiplantae; Streptophyta; Magnoliopsida; Brassicales; Brassicaceae. The record is from the annotation of a GenBank genome assembly.